GUUUCAGCCUUGAUGACGCCAUUCCACAUUGUCCUUCUUUUCGUAAUUGGGCUCCCAUCGAUUGAAGGCAAACCUCCGGACCUUUCGAAGAGGGUCGUUCAUGCUGUGAAUUGUGGUGGCUAUCGCCACGUAGGCGCCUAUGGCAUCGCUUACCAAGAAGAUCGGAAUCCUGUUGGUGUAGUAUCCGACUACGGUGCUCGCUACACUUUUCCAAAUGUACCGAUAGAGGAUAGGAAGCUCUAUGAGACGGAGCGUUACCAUAAUGGAGAUCUCACGUACGUAUUCGACAUUGCAAAGGAUGGCGAAUACGUGAUUGUGUUGAAGUUUUCCGAAGUCUACUUUCAGUCUGUUGGACAAAAGGUUUGGUUUUCUGUAUUCUCUAACCCACUUGGCAGUCGGGUAAAUCAGACGGGGACGGGCCCAGUAUCUUCCCGGUUAAAAAAACUAGUCCAAACUUCUUCCAAAUCCGGUUCAGCUUCAAUUUCGUCACCUAGAAAGGAAGAGUAA
Molecule: messenger RNA, 507 nt
Organism: Haemonchus placei
Lineage: Eukaryota; Metazoa; Nematoda; Chromadorea; Rhabditida; Trichostrongylidae
Source: the annotation of a GenBank genome assembly